This is a messenger RNA of Bradysia coprophila, 1134 nucleotides long. RefSeq lists its product as uncharacterized. Lineage: Eukaryota; Metazoa; Arthropoda; Insecta; Diptera; Sciaridae. The record is from RefSeq and is a predicted model, not a curated record.
AUUAGGAAGAUUUUAGAAUUUUGUGAUUUGUCAGGGUUGCCUUUGAAUGCUAAGAAGUGUGAAGUCUUUUUUGUGAGUGCUAGUGAAGGUGAAGCGGCUCAUAUGUACUCUGAGAUUUCGUCAUUGUUACCAGGGAUUAAGCGGGUUGAUGAGUCUUCGUUGGAGAUGUUGGGCUCGCCUGUUUUUGAGUUAGGUUUAGAAAGGAUGUUUUCAGCAAAAGUUGAAUCUAUCAAGUUGAUGUGUGAUCGUUUAACUUUGAUGGAUGUUCAUCCUGCUUUGUGUGUUUUUAGGAAGUCUCUCGGUAGUUCUAGGUUUAAUUAUUUGUUGCGUUCUUCGAAGGCGUUUUUGUUAGGUGAUCGCUUGAGAGCUGUUGACGAGAUUUUCCGUUCAACUCUCGAAGCCAUUGCGAAUGUGAAGAUGUCUGAUUUUUCUUGGGACCAGGCUUCUCUUCCUUUAAGCUUUGGAGGUAUAGGUGUUAGGAAAGUUGAGGAUAUUGCGAUGCCAGCUUAUCUGUCGUCUGUUUAUUCUACUUUAGAACUGUCGAGUGAGAUAUUGAGAAAGUUUAGUUUUCAGGUAAUCGAAACUAGUGUUUUGGAAUUAAUUGAGGAAAUACCUCGAGAUUUUGUUCCAGAAGGUGACGAGAAGAAGAAGAAGCAAAAGAAUUGGGAUCUGCCGAUGAUUAAGAGUAAAUUCGAUGAGAUGUUUGACUCCAGCGAACCUGUUGCUCGUGCAAGACUACUUGCAUCAUCAACCAAAGAAUCUUCAAAGUGGUUGCAAGUAGUUCCAUCGAGCCAAUUGGGUUUGCUAUUGGAUAACAACUCUGCUAGAAUUGCUGUUGGUCUUCGUUUAGGUUCUGGUUUAUGCGAGGAACAUAAGUGUGUUUGUGGUGGAAUGGUUCAAAAGGAUGGCUUACACGGCUUAUCAUGCAAAAUGAAAAUUAAAAAAAUUGCUGCGCAUGAUGAAGUCAACAAAGUUUUUUCUCAUGCAUUUUCUUCAGCAGGAUUUCCAACCAUGUUACAACCGCCAGCUUUCGAGACUUUAGGCUGUAUGGGACCUGAAACAAAGAAAUUCAUUGAGAAAUUAGGAAAAAUUAUAAAGGCCACUUCAGGGAACCGCGAUCAUGGAUUAUUUAUU